UAGAGGCGAGGAGCAGCUGGGCUCUCUUGGCAGUCACCAUGAAGGCGCUGCUCCUGCUCUGCUGCUGCCUGGCCUCGCUGCUGCUUUCAGGACAAGCAGAACUGCAAGUCUCUGCUUCGGGUGGCACAGAAGAUGUUGGCAAUUUGUUGGAGAAUCAUUUCUCUGCUGGAGAUGCAAGUCUAGAGGAGAAAGAAAGGGCGCUUUAUGCAGAUGCGGCCCAUGGAGACAAGAACCUGCUCCUUCACUACCCAGACGGCAGGGAGGCUGAGAGCUUGGAGCAGACCCCAGCAGGGGUCCCUUCCACUGCCAACGGCCAGGGCUCCGAAUCUGAAGCUAGCCUGUCCAAUACCUCAGCUGCAGAGUCAGCUCCAUCUGGGGAUGCUGAAGGGCCUGGGGAGGAAGAGAAGGGCCCAGCAGCAGGCGCCCCUUCUCCAGGAGGGGUCGAGGGGCCAGAAGAGGAGAGGCCAGAGUUCAGUUCUGGAGGGGAACCAGGACAGGAGGAGGUUGGGCUGGGGCUCCCCACAGAGGGGGCUGCCAGCAUGGGGGCGGAAGUGCAAGAAGGAAGUAGUGGGGUCCCUGAGGAAUUCCAGGGGAGUGUAGCAGAUAGCCCCAUGACAGAAGCCGCAGCAGGGACAACAGAGUCUGCAGCCACCCAGGUCCCUCCUAGCACAGAGGGCGAAGAGGUCUAUACAGUGGAGGCAGAAGGGGAGGGCGACACAGGGCCUGGCCGCCAAUCCGCAGAGCUAGAUGGAGUUCAGGAUGCCACAUCUGCUGGAGACGAAUCAGAGGCUGACACAGCUGCAGAAGCCAAGGAGCGGGCAGAGGACCAGCCCCAGGGCCACGCCCUGCAGUCGGAAGACGAAGCCAUCUCAGGGCCUGAUCACCAGCCCCCUGACCUCGAUGCAGACUCUGACAACACGUCUUCUGGAGUAGAGGCAGACGCUGCAGAACGAGCAGCUGACCAGAGCCAAGUCCAUUCCUCUCAAAUAGAAGUCGAGGCUAGCCCAGGGUCUGGUCAUCAGUCUACAGAGCUAGUGACAGCCCCAGAUGCCACAUCUGCUGGAGAAGAACCAAAGGCUGAGGUGGAUACAGAAACUGGGGAAAAGGCUGAGGACCAAGGGGAACCUAGACCUAGUCAGGAGGCCAAUGAGAAGUCUGGGGACAGGGAGACAGAGAACGACCCUCCUGAGGGCCAGGUGUCGGGGAUGCCUGAGGAGGGCCCGGCUGAGGCCUCCUCUGAGGAAGAGGGUGGUGAAGGAGGUGAAAGUGAAGAAGGUGGAACUCCGUCUAGAGAGGAGUCUGAAGAAGGCAGUGGUGAUGGCGCUAGCUCAGAAGAAGAGCGGGACGUCCCUGGGGAGGCUGGAGAGGUCCAGAGAGCAGCAGGAACCACGGAACACGAGGUGGAAGGCACCCAGCUUGAUGUGGAAGAUCUGGAGGGUGGCAAGACCCAGGAUACAGAGGCGGAGGCAUCCAAAGAGAGACAGCAGGGCAGAGGGAACCCUGUAAUUGCUCAUCAGGAAGAGACUGAGGAUGUGAGUGAAGAGGCCCCCAUGAGGGACCGCUCCCACAUUGAGAAAACCCUGAUGCUGAAUGAGGACAAGCCAUCGGACGAUUACACAGCGGUACUGCAGCGGCUGCGGAAGAUCUAUCACACAUCCAUCAAGCCCCUGGAGCAAUCUUACAAGUACAAUGAGCUGCGACAGCAUGAGAUCACAGAUGGGGAGAUUACUUCCAAGCCAAUGGUGCUGUUCCUGGGACCGUGGAGCGUCGGCAAAUCCACCAUGAUAAACUACCUCCUCGGGCUAGAAGACACUCGCUACCAGCUUUACACAGGUGCUGAACCCACCACUUCCGAGUUCACUGUCCUUAUGCAUGGGCCCAAGCUGAAAACCAUUGAGGGCAUCGUCAUGGCUGCUGACAGUGCCCGAUCCUUCUCACCACUGGAAAAGUUUGGCCAGAAUUUUCUGGAGAAGCUGAUCGGCAUCGAGGUUCCCCACAAACUUCUAGAACGAGUCACUUUUGUAGACACACCAGGCAUCAUUGAGAACCGCAAACAACAGGAAAGAGGCUACCCCUUCAACGACGUGUGCCAAUGGUUCAUCGACAGAGCUGACCUCAUCUUUGUUGUGUUUGAUCCCACCAAGUUGGAUGUGGGUCUGGAGCUGGAGACGCUCUUCCGCCAGCUGAAGGGACGGGAGUCUCAGAUAAGGAUCAUUCUGAACAAGGCUGACAACCUGGCCACGCAAAUGCUCAUGCGGGUAUACGGAGCUCUCUUCUGGAGCUUGGCCCCUCUUAUCAAUGUCACAGAGCCUCCACGGGUUUAUGUCAGCUCCUUCUGGCCACAGGACUAUAAGCCUGACACCCACCGGGAACUGUUCCUCAAAGAAGAGAUCUCUCUCCUGGAAGACCUGAACCAGGUGAUUGAGAACAGGUUAGAGAACAAGAUCGCUUUUAUCCGCCAGCAUGCCAUCCGUGUCCGAAUCCAUGCCCUCUUAGUUGACCGCUAUCUGCAGACUUACAAGGACAAAAUGACCUUCUUCAGCGAUGGGGAACUGGUUUUUAAGGACAUUGUGGAAGAUCCUGAUAAAUUCUACAUUUUCAAGACCAUCCUGGCAAAGACCAAUGUCAGCAAGUUUGACCUUCCCAACCGUGAGGCCUAUAAGGACUUCUUUGGCAUCAACCCCAUUUCCAAUUUCAAACUCCUCUCUCAGCAGUGCUCUUACAUGGGGGGUUGCUUCCUGGAGAAGAUUGAACGGGCCAUCACCCAGGAGCUCCCCAGUCUUCUGGGUAGCCUUGGGCUUGGGAAGAAUCCAGGUGCUCCUAAUUGUGACAAAACAGGCUGUGGUGAGACCCCAAAGAAUCGCUACAAGAAGCACUAG
Molecule: messenger RNA, 2879 nt
Organism: Peromyscus maniculatus bairdii (prairie deer mouse)
Lineage: Eukaryota; Metazoa; Chordata; Mammalia; Rodentia; Cricetidae
Source: RefSeq, a predicted model, not a curated record